Messenger RNA from Anoplophora glabripennis (Asian longhorned beetle), 1436 nucleotides. It is a transcript of the gene arg, whose product is annotated as arginase-1. The record is from RefSeq and is a predicted model, not a curated record. The transcript is spliced from 4 exons. Gene Ontology annotation, cellular component: nucleus; cytoplasm; cytosol. NCBI's taxonomy places the organism in Eukaryota, Metazoa, Arthropoda, Insecta, Coleoptera, Cerambycidae. The coding region runs from base 234 to 1292 and encodes 352 amino acids. Gene Ontology annotation, molecular function: manganese ion binding; arginase activity.
GAUAUUUUUAAUCACUUGAAUAUAUUUUUUAUAAACAUUUCAAACAAUAUACUCCACAUAAGUAAUUGUUUAGAAUCAUUUCAAAUGCCCUAUCAGAGUCACAAAAUUGGAUUAGGUGUUUCAACACGCUGAUAAUCUUGACCCCGCGACCUCAAUUCGAAACGCUCGAUUCUGAUAAGAUUUUCAAAUAUUUCAAACACAUCGAUGAACUUGAGCUAUUUUCCUUUGAAAACAUGUUGAGAAAAGUGAGACUUCGAAAUGGUUUUGAGGUUUUAAAGAGGUAUUUGCAUACGGAGAGAGAAACUAAAAUAGGCAUUUUGGGAGUGCCUUUCGACAAGGGACAGCCAAAGGUAGGGGUUGCAAACGGACCGGACGCUAUCAGAAAGGCGGGGUUGGUGGAACAGCUUGCAGGAAUCCAUAAAAAAAUCAACAUUAAAGACUAUGGGAAUAUUACGUACCAAGUCAAUGAAGAGAUUGAAAAAAAAGUUCCAAAUAUGAGGGAAUACGCACACGUAGCGUCAUGUAACCAAGAACUGUCUAGAAAUGUGGAGAAAAUUAUAAAAGAUGGUCGGAUUUGUCUUACACUCGGUGGAGAUCAUUCUAUAGGAAUCGGCACCGUCGACGGCCACAUAAAAUCCAAAAACGAAGACAUAUGCCUAUUAUGGAUCGACGCACACGCAGACCUAAACACGAACAAGACUUCGCCCUCGGGCAACGUCCACGGCAUGCCGAUGGCCCUGCUAGCGUCCGAACUUGCGGACUACUGGCCUUACCUGCCGGGUAUGGACUGGCAGCAACCCGUCAUGUCCAUAAGAAACGUCGCCUACAUCGGCCUGCGAUCGGUCGACUCGUAUGAACGAUUAGUGAUCGACAAGUUGGGCAUAACGGCAUUCGGCAUGGACGAGGUCGAAAACUACGGCAUCGGCACCGUCGUUAACAUGGCCUUGGACAGGAUAGAUCCGGAGAGAAGGAGGUCGAUACAUGUUAGUUUCGACAUCGAUUCUCUCGAUUCUUUGGAGGCUCCAAGUACUGGAACGCCUGUGAGAGGGGGCCUUACUCUACGCGAGGGCGUCCACAUCAUGGAAAUGAUAUACAAAACAGGCCGCUUAGGGGCGAUGGACCUUGUCGAAGUCAAUCCGGGUAUAGGAAGCGAACAGGAUGUCAAGAGGACCAUCGAGGCUGCUAUUCACGUUAUUCUGGCGGCUUUUGGGCAUAGUCGGAAAGGUUUACGGCUUAAGGACGCUUCUCUACCGUUACAAACCUUCCCGCCCACGAGACAAACCAUACAGUGACGAGUGUGAAAAAUUUAUUUAACUGCAAUUCGUCAAGUCAAAAAAACAGUUAAAAUUGGUGAUACUUAAAAUAAUUUGUAGUUUUGUGUAACUUUAUAUAAUUUGAUUAGUUGGUAUUUUAAAUUAAACUUUGUUUUUUAGUCA